GUCGAGAGUCUGUUGAGGAAAUAUGUGGAUUGUCCCGCCCAGCCUGUUGAACAGGUGGAGCCGGUUACAGGUAUAGGCCGACAGUGAACGCGCUGUCACACCGUGCACGUUUGGAGAGAAAUGAACAACAGGUGUCCCGGCGGCAACACUCUCCACCACUUGGCCUCUUGUGUUUUUUGUCGUAUCAACCAAGAUGAAGCUCGCGGUUUUUUUGGCCUUCCUGAGUGUGGCUGUGAUGGCUGCAAUGAUUUUCCAAGCCGUGAGCCAGGAGCUGACCCUGCGUUUUUUGAAAAGCCGCAUGGUGGAAAACACGGAGCAGGUUAAGAGGAAGGAGGAUGCCAUCGUCGAAGUGAAAAGCAAAAUCCAGGCGAUGAAAUCAAAGCUGGUGUUUGUCAACACCAACAUAGAUACGCUGAAGAAGAAGAAGACAGACAGUGAACAAAAAGCACAGGAGUUCAAUAAAAAUCUGCAGACCUGUAACACAGAGAAGCAAGAUGUUGAGAAGAAGACCUCAGGGAUGAGAGAGAGCAUGAAUAAACUCAAAGCUGAUCACGAACAGGCUAAAAAGAAGGCUCAAGAGGACAUUCAGAGCUUGAAACAACAGAUUUUGGAUAGAGACAAAGCUAUUUGUGCUUUUGCCGAUACUUCCAAGGAGGAAGCACGGAAGCUGUGUGGACUGUAGUAAACUCAGAAACAUUCAACAUUGACUGGGAACAAUAAAAAAGAGAAGCAUGCCAUGCAAAUGAGGAUAGAAUUUGUAAUUUUGCUGAUGUGAGUACAGCUCUGAUGGUUUCUUAUGAGAAAGUAACAACUGUGUUGUUUUGUACAUUCAUUACUUGGAAGAGUUGCACAGUCAUGGGGAGUAGGCCAAGAUGUUGCAAGGUUUUGUACCAUUUUGCAAUGUUAUUAUUUUGGUGGGAUCUAGUUAUGCCCUUUGUCUCUGUAAAAUACUUUUCCAUAAAUAAAUGAACCUGACUGUCAUGCAGAUGCAAUUUUACUCUGAUUAAACCCGUAAAGCUAUAAUUUUUACACCUGAA
This is a messenger RNA of Etheostoma cragini (Arkansas darter), 1037 nucleotides long. RefSeq lists its product as uncharacterized. Bases 194 to 682 code for a protein of 162 amino acids. The transcript is spliced from 4 exons. The record is from RefSeq and is a predicted model, not a curated record. NCBI's taxonomy places the organism in Eukaryota, Metazoa, Chordata, Actinopteri, Perciformes, Percidae.